Molecule: messenger RNA, 701 nt
Organism: Arachis duranensis
Lineage: Eukaryota; Viridiplantae; Streptophyta; Magnoliopsida; Fabales; Fabaceae
Product: metal transporter Nramp5-like
Exons: 4
Coding region: 117-686 (189 amino acids)
Biological process (GO): metal ion transport
Cellular component (GO): membrane
Molecular function (GO): cadmium ion transmembrane transporter activity; manganese ion transmembrane transporter activity
Source: RefSeq, a predicted model, not a curated record
AUGAACAUUUGAUGUAGAAUGUGUUGGGAAGGUCUAGCUCAACGAUUUAUGCAAUAGCACUAUUAGCCUCAGGACAAAGUUCCGCUAUUACUGGAACCUAUGCAGGACAGUACAUUAUGCAGGGUUUCUUAGACUUGAAGAUGAAAAGAUGGAUUAGGAACUUGAUGACUAGGACCAUUGCCAUAGCACCAAGCCUUGUUGUCUCCAUUAUUGGUGGCUCCUCCGGCGCCGGUCGACUAAUCGUCAUCGCAUCGAUGAUACUUUCUUUUGAGCUUCCGUUUGCUUUAAUUCCACUCCUUAAGUUUAGUAGCAGCAGUACCAAGAUGGGACCUCACAAGAACUCUAUGAUAAUAAUUGUCAUCUCAUGGAUCCUAGGAUUGGGAAUCAUAGGCAUCAAUGUGUACUACCUUAUCACUGCCUUCGUGGGUUGGCUAAUUCAUAAUAGUUUGCCAAAGGUGGGAAAUGUGUUCAUUGGGAUCAUAGUGUUUCCUCUGAUGGCAAUCUGUGUCGGCUCAGUUAUAUACCUAACAUUCAGAAAAGACACUGUUGAGACAUAUAUUGAGACCAAGGAUAACACAGCAAUGCAAACCCAUGUGGAAAAGGGGUUCAUGAAUUCUAAUGGUGAGUUAGAGUUGAACCAUGGCCCUCUCAGAGAAGAUUUAGCUGAUAUCCCACUACCGGAAUAAGGGACUUGAGCUAUG